AUGUGGCUGGCUCUUCUUUAUCUUACAUUCAGUGUUGCCACUGUGCUUGGAUCUACAGCAACUGGUAGCCACAUCCUGCAUGAACAGCGCGAUGUGUUGCCGGACCACUGGACCAAGCACUCCCGCCUGCAUGGCCACGAGAUCAUCCCUGUUAGAAUUGGAUUGACCCAGUCCAGUUUGGAUGCUGGCCAUGACUUGUUGAUGGAACUUUCGGACCCCAAAUCACCGCGGUACGGCAAGCACCUCUCGCAAGACGAAGUUCACGAUCUGUUUGCUCCAGCUGAGGAGAGCGUCGAGCAGGUUCGCGCUUGGCUGGAAUCCGAGGGUAUUGCCAGCACCCGUAUCUCGCAGUCGUUCAACAAACAGUGGCUGCAGUUUGAUGCAACGGCGGGCGAGCUGGAGAAGUUGCUGCGCGCUGAGUACUAUCUCCACUCGCAUGAACAAACCGGUCGAUCUCACAUCGCUUGUCGGGAAUACCAUGUUCCUCGAUCUCUCCAGUCGCACAUUGAUUACAUCACCCCAGGUAUCAAGCUUCUCGAGAUUAGCGGUUCCCAGUCGCGCAUGAAGAGAAGCUUGGACGAAAAGUGGAGCUUGCAGAAACGCAGUAUCAAUGACUUGUCCGCGAUCAUCCUUGGGACGGAUCCGCCUCUUACCGUAGCGCAAGUGUCGAAAACCCCGCUGGAAUUCUGUGACCAAGUUAUUACGCCCGCCUGUGUCCAAGUCAUGUACCAAAUCCCCCACGGCAACAGCGCAACCCCCGGCAACGAACUCGGAAUCUACUCGAGCAUAGACGAUGCUUAUAACCAGGAAGACCUCGACCUAUUUUUCUCUUCUGUUGAAAAACGCAUCCCAAACGGCACUCAUCCCACGGUAAACAGCAUCAAUGGCGGGAUUUCGCCAACUCCGUUCGUGAACGCGUCCGGUCCCGAAUCGACCCUCGAUCUGGAAAUGGCGUACCCCUUCCUCUACCCACAGAACGCCAUUAUCUUCCAGACAGACGAUCCGAAGUGGUUUGAGAACGGCAGCGCCGAUCAGUACCCCGGCAUGUUCAACAACUUCCUCGACGCCAUCGACGGCUCCUACUGCAACCCAGCGGAAGAGGAUCUGGACCUCCCCUACCCAAACCCUGCUCCCGGUGGCUACAAAGGCGAGAAGCAGUGUGGUGUGUACAAGCCCACAAACGUCAUUUCGCUCUCGUGGGGCAACGCAGAGUCCAUAUUCCCCGUCCGAUAUCUCCGCCGCCAGUGCCACGAAUGGAUGAAGCUCGGGCUCCAAGGCGUCUCAGUCGUGAGCGCAUCUUCAGACGACGGCGUGCAAGGCCAGGGCUGUGAUGGCAAAGAUGGUAAAGUCUUCGGGUCCGUCUACACGCCUUCCUGCCCGUACAUCACCGUCGUAGGCGGCACAUACCUCCCCCGCGGCGCGAAUCCGCACAAAGGCGAAGAAGUCGCCGUCGAUCCCGCCGUCACCGUGGGCAAUUGGUCCUCCGGCUCGGGAUUCAGCAAUGUCUUCGAACGCCCGAGCUACCAGUACCUCGCGGUGGAAGACUACUUCUCGCGCGCCAACCUGACAUACCCAUACUACGAGAGCUACAACAACGACAGCUUCGCGAAGAACGGCGGGAUCUAUAACCGCGUGGGUCGCGCCUAUCCCGACGUUUCGACCGUAGGCUGGAACAAUUUCGCGUAUAUCAGGGGGAUGCCGGCUGUUGGCGGCGGGACCUCAGCGAGCGCGCCGAUCUUCGCGGCCAUGCUUACCCGGAUUAAUGAGGAGCGGCUUAAGGCUGGAUUGCCGACUGUGGGUUUCGUCAACCCUGUGCUUUAUGCCCAUCCUGAGGUGUUUCGUGAUGUUACGGUUGGUAAGGCGCCUGGGUGUGGGACCGAUGGGUUUCCGGCGACGGAGGGCUGGGAUCCGGUUACUGGGCUCGGAACCCCGAUUUAUCCUAAGCUUUUGGAGGUGCUUAUGGAUGUUUGA
Aspergillus mulundensis is the source of this 1971-nucleotide messenger RNA. Its product is annotated as S53 family peptidase. Gene Ontology annotation, biological process: proteolysis. Gene Ontology annotation, molecular function: tripeptidyl-peptidase activity; serine-type endopeptidase activity. Lineage: Eukaryota; Fungi; Ascomycota; Eurotiomycetes; Eurotiales; Aspergillaceae. The record is from RefSeq and is a predicted model, not a curated record. The transcript has 5 exons. Bases 1 to 1971 code for a protein of 656 amino acids.